GCAGAGGUGCACCCAGCUGAUUCAGCUCUCUAUCUCCUCUGCAGAAGCUCUUCUGAAGCUGCACCUGGACGAUCGCUCACCAUGAAGCUGCUCUUCGGGUCCCUGUGCGUGUUCCUGGCCCUGGCCAUGAGCCUCGGUGCUCCAUCGCAUCAUGCUGACACUCAUGGUGACCAUGACUCCUCCCACGCCGGUGACCAUGAUCAUCACAAAGAUGACCACCAUGCGGACAAACUUGACCGCUGUGAUGGGAUCGAAUUUGAUGCCAUUACUGUCGAUGAAAAAGGCAUCCCCUACUUCUUUAAAGGCGACCACCUGUGGAAGGGUUUUUAUGCACAUGCCGAGCUUUCCAACGCUACCUUUCAUGAGCUAGACGACCAGCACCACUUGGGACACGUGGAUGCUGCAUUCAGAAUGCACAAUCCAGACCGACAUAAGCACCAUGACCACAGUGAUGAGCACGGAGACCAAUACCACGACCACGUCCUCUUCUUUAUGGAUGACAAGGUCUUCAUUUACGACGACCACAACCUGGAGAAGGGCUUUCCAAAGGAAAUCCGGGGGGUGUUUCCGGGAAUCCCCAGCCAUCUGGAUGCUGCUGUGGAAUGCCCCAAGGACGAGUGUGAAACCGACUCUGUACUCUUCUUUAAAGGGGACAAGGUCUACCACUUCGAGAUAGAGAAGAAGGAAGCACACGAGGAGGACUGGGCUCAUCUUCCCAACUGCACAUCAGCUUUCCGUUGGCUGGGUCACUACUACUGUUUCCAUGGACAUGAGUUCACCAAGUUCAACCCAGUCACCGGAAAAGUCACUGGAAAUUAUCCGAAGGAUGCGCGAGACUUCUUCAUGAAGUGUCCCAAGUUCGCCAAGGACAGUGACCACACGGAGAGAGAGAAAUGUAGCCGUGUGCACCUGGAUGACAUCACAUCUGAUGACGCAGGCAACAUCUAUGCUUUCAGAGGUCAUUACUAUCUUCACCGUGCUCCUGACAACAAGACCUGGAAAGCUCACCCCAUUAAUGACACCUGGAAAGAGAUACACAGUGAUGUGGAUACAGUGUUUUCCUACAAUAACAAUCUUUACAUGAUCAAGGGCAAUCAGGUCUAUGUUUAUAGUACGGGAGAGAAGCAAUCACUACUGGAUGGCUACCCAAAGCCUGUGAGUGAGGAGCUUGGAAUUAAAGGCCACGUGGAUGUCGCCUUCGUUUGCAACAAUGCACACGUUUUAUACGUCAUUCAAGGAGACAAGAUGCAUGAGGUGGACCUACAGAGCCACCCUCGGGAGAAAGGCACGGAGUAUAAACUGCCUUUCCAGCAUAUUGAUGCAGGAACAUGCGGUUCAGAUGGAGUGAAGAUCAUGGAGGGCUCUUACUUCUACCAGUAUGAGAGCCCCAGACUCAUGGCCACCAGUAGGAUACUCCCUGUGAAACACACAAUCUCUGUUGAACUAUUUGGUUGUGAUCAUUAGAGUGGAGAGUUUAUGGAAAGGACAGAUUUCCAACAACAGGAUGCUUCGAGCACCUCAGCCCAAUGCACACAGUGCUGAGUGACGAGCGGUUGGCAGUUUGUUUCCUUUGAUGUUCCAGCCUCCUGCCUUUAGCGUUGCUCACUUUCCAAUUGGCCAGAAUGUUUCCCUCACCUCUCUCUCCUGCCCAUCAUCAGCACUGUUCAGCCAACUUCAGGGCCUUCA
This is a messenger RNA of Paramormyrops kingsleyae, 1686 nucleotides long. The record is from RefSeq and is a predicted model, not a curated record. Lineage: Eukaryota; Metazoa; Chordata; Actinopteri; Osteoglossiformes; Mormyridae.